AUGGAACCACAACAAUUUAAGAGAACAUAUGUAUUAAAAGGAUAUUACGAUAAAGAAGUCGUUGCUUUUACAUUAGAAAAUGUGUUUUCAAAAGAGGAAUGUGAACAAUGGAUUGCUUUAACAGAGAAACAAGGAUAUGAACCAGCUUUGGUUAAUGUUGGAUAUGGUAAACAAGUGUUGAUGACCGAUGUAAGAAAUAAUGAUAGAUGUAUUAUAGAUAGCGAGGAGAUGGCAAAUAAGAUAUACGAUAGAAUCAAACAUUUGUUGCCUGCCGAUUUCCACAAUCACGAUAUGAUUGAGUUAAAUGAGAGACUGCGUUUCUUGAGAUACCGUGGUAAAGAUCAAAAGUUUGAACCUCAUCAAGAUGGAUCGUACCAACGUACUGACGGACCUAAGAGAGGUGAUCGCUCACUUGUCACUCUUCAGCUGUAUUUGAACGAUGUCGAGCAAGGCGGUGAAACUACAUUCUUUACUGGCAGUUGGAGGGAUGAAAAGCGAGUUCCUGUCAAUCCAAAGGCCGGUAUGGUUCUAGUUUUCCAACAUAAUCUUCUCCAUGAAGGUAGUCCAUGUACAAAAGGUGUUAAAUAUGUCAUGAGAACCGAUGUCAUGUAUAGAGAAAGAUCAACAUUAAAGAAAUAA
Heterostelium album PN500 is the source of this 639-nucleotide messenger RNA. Its product is annotated as prolyl hydroxylase family protein. Gene Ontology annotation, cellular component: endoplasmic reticulum. The transcript is spliced from 2 exons. The record is from RefSeq and is a predicted model, not a curated record. Gene Ontology annotation, biological process: peptidyl-proline hydroxylation to 4-hydroxy-L-proline. Gene Ontology annotation, molecular function: procollagen-proline 4-dioxygenase activity; L-ascorbic acid binding; iron ion binding. Bases 1 to 639 code for a protein of 212 amino acids. Lineage: Eukaryota; Evosea; Eumycetozoa; Acytosteliales; Acytosteliaceae.